Molecule: messenger RNA, 979 nt
Organism: Homarus americanus (American lobster)
Lineage: Eukaryota; Metazoa; Arthropoda; Malacostraca; Decapoda; Nephropidae
Product: autotransporter adhesin BpaC-like
Exons: 3
Coding region: 24-824 (266 amino acids)
Source: RefSeq, a predicted model, not a curated record
UCUUCGCAGAGUAGACAAGCGCGAUGGAGAGAGCGGCAGUGACCAGUUAUGACCAUGGACGGGUGUGGACAUUGGUUACGGUGCUGGCCAUGGUGGUGGGCGCCGGAGUAGAAGGCCAAUUCUACCAUCGCAACUGGUGUCACUGUGACCUUGACGCGUGCCUGGAGAAGGUUCUUGACGCUGUCCUCAACGAUAAAGCUGUACCAAACUGCCUCCCAGAACCAUCGAAAUUCAAGGAUGAAGAAGAGUCUGGUGGGGCCACGAAUAAUGCUGCUGAGAACGGCACUAACGCUGCAGAUAGUAAUAGUAACGACACGACCACGGCCAACAGCGGCACUAACGCUGCAGGUAGUGAUGCCACCCCUGCAGGUAGUGAUACCACUCCUGCAGGUAGUGAUGCCACCCCUGCAGGUAGUGAUACCACUCCUGCAGGUAGUGAUGCCACCCCUGCAGGUAGUGAUACCACUCCUGCAGGUAGUGAUGCCACCCCUGCAGGUAGUGUUACCACCCCUGCAUGUAGUGUUACCACCCCUGCAGGUAGUGUUACCACCCCUGCAGGCAGUGAUACCACUCCUGCAGGUAGUGUUACCACCAUUGCAGGUAGUGAUACCACCCCUGCAGGCAGUGAUGCCACUCCUGCAGGCAGUGAUACCACCCCUGCAGGCAGUGAUGCCACCACUGCAGGCAGUGAUGCCAUAACCACUGAGCCGACCACCACAACCACUGAGCCGAUCAUCACCACCACUGAGCCAACCACCACCACCGUCUUGGUUCUUCAAGGUAAGAUAGUAUUAUCCCUCACGGAUCAGAAUCAGAAUGGGUGAAGCUUUUAACAGGCAAACACCCACCUAAUAAACAAACCACCAAAGCAUUGAGUAUUUUUCCAGAUCAUUGAUCUUUAUAACUCAAUACACAAGAUAUUAUUUUCAAAAUUUCAUCCGAUUAGGACUCAAUUCAUUUCAUCCCACUUCGACUUUGU